This is a messenger RNA of Equus caballus (horse), 5961 nucleotides long. NCBI's taxonomy places the organism in Eukaryota, Metazoa, Chordata, Mammalia, Perissodactyla, Equidae. The record is from RefSeq and is a predicted model, not a curated record.
CCGCCCCGCGGGACCGGCCGGGCUCGCCGCCUCCGCCCGGCUGCACCUGUGGUGGGGUGGCCUUGAGGGUCCCUCUUCUGGAGUCCCAGUUUACCUGACUCGGGGCUUGCGUGCGCCCUUGUCAAGCUCGUGGUGCACAUAGGGGUAGACAGGGGAAUUGCGCCUGCUUUUCUGCCCCACUUUACAGAUGGUUGGUUGGUAGUCGUCCCCCAUCUUCUUGAGCAACUUCCACUUUUUACUAGUCGUCCUGCUUUCCAAAUGAAAUGAAGGAGAGUGACAUUUGUGUACCUAGACCAUUUUAUAAAUGCGCUUUUGGGGGAGAUGUCGAAGGGGAUAUUCCAGUGAUCUAACUUUUGGGGGACACAAUCCUGAAACCUGGGAGUUAUGGAGACUGCCUGCAAGACCGCAUGUUCAAAAUUUUACAAUUUCAGAAGUGCUCUGGUUCCUGGAGCUUGUCCUUGGGCCCCUGGGAUUAUCUUGAACACAUAACAGCCAUUGGCCCCAGGACUACAGGAAGUCCAGAAAAUGAAAUUCUGACGGUGCAUUACCUCCUGGAACAGAUUAAACUGAUUGAAGUUCAAAGCAGCAGCCUUCACAAGAUUUCAGUAGAUGUACAGCGGCCCACAGGUUCCUUUAGCAUUGACUUCUUGGGUGGUUUUACAAGCUACUAUGACAAUAUCACCAACGUUGUAGUAAAGCUGGAACCCAGAGAUGGAGCCCAGCAUGCGGUCCUGGCUAACUGUCAUUUUGACUCAGUGGCAAACUCACCAGGUGCCAGUGAUGAUGCAGUUAGCUGUUCAGUGAUGCUGGAAGUCCUUCGCGUCUUGUCAACGUCUUCAGAAGCCUUACAUCAUGCUGUCAUUUUUCUCUUUAAUGGUGCUGAGGAAAAUGUCUUGCAAGCCAGUCACGGUUUCAUCACUCAGCACCCCUGGGCCAGCUUGAUUCGUGCAUUCAUUAACUUGGAGGCAGCGGGUGUAGGAGGAAAAGAACUUGUGUUCCAAACAGGUCCUGAAAAUCCAUGGUUGGUCCAAGCUUACGUUUCAGCAGCUAAACACCCUUUUGCUUCUGUGGUGGCUCAGGAGGUUUUUCAGAGUGGAAUCAUUCCUUCAGAUACUGACUUCCGUAUCUACAGGGAUUUUGGGAACAUUCCAGGAAUAGACUUAGCUUUUAUUGAGAAUGGAUACAUUUAUCACACCAAGUACGACACAGCGGACAGAAUUCUAACAGAUUCCAUUCAGAGAGCAGGUGACAACAUUUUAGCAGUUCUUAAAUAUCUAGCUACAUCUGAUAUGUUGGCCACUUCUUCUAAAUAUCGACAUGGAAACAUGGUCUUCUUUGAUGUGUUUGGCUUAUUUGUCAUUGCCUACCCCUCUCGUGUUGGCUCAAUAAUUAACUACAUGGUGGUAAUGGCUGUUGUUUUGUACCUGGGCAAAAAAUUUUUGCAGCCCAAACAUAAGACUGCUAACUACACGAAGGACUUCUUCUGUGGACUUGGCAUCACUCUGAUAAGCUGGUUCACUAGCCUGGUUACUGUCCUCAUUAUAGCAGUGUUCAUCUCUCUUAUCGGACAGUCUCUCUCAUGGUAUAACCACUUCUAUGUCUCCGUUUGUCUGUAUGGAACUGCAGCUGUAGCCAAAAUAAUAUUCAUACAUACCCUCGCAAAAAGAUUUUAUUUUGUGAAUGCCAGUGGCCAGUACCUGGGAGAAGUAUUUUUUGACGUCUCGCUGUUUGUGCACUGUGGUUUCCUCAUAGCUCUCACUUAUCGAGGACUUUGCUCGGCCUUUAUCAGCGCUGUCUGGGUGGCGUUCCCGUUGCUCACAAAGCUUUGCGUGCACAAGGGCUUUAAGCAGCACGGUGCUCAAGGAAAAUUUAUUGCCUUUUACCUUUUGGGGAUGUUUAUUCCUUAUCUUUAUGCAUUGUACCUCAUCUGGGCGGUAUUUGAGAUGUUUACCCCUAUCCUUGGGAGGAGUGGUUCGGAAAUUCCACCUGACGUUGUGCUGGCUUCCAUUUUGGCUGGUUGUACGAUGAUUCUCUCUUCCUAUUUCAUUAACUUCAUCUACCUUGCCAAAAGCACAAAAAAAACCAUGCUAACUUUAACUUUGGUGUGUUCAGUUACAUUCCUCCUUGUUUGCAGUGGAACAUUUUUCCCAUAUAGCUCCAAUCCUGCCAGUCCGAAGCCAAAGAGAGUGUUUCUUCAGCAUGUGACUAGAACAUUUCAUGACCUGGAUGGAAACAUAGUUAAACGGGACUCCGGAAUAUGGAUCAAUGGGUUUGAUUAUACUGGAAUGUCUCACAUAACGUCUCACAUUCCCGAGAUCAACGACACCAUCCGAGCUCACUGUGAGGAGAGCGCGCCCCUCUGUGGUUUCCCCUGGUAUCUUCCAGUGCACUUUCUCAUCAGGAAAAACUGGUAUCUUCCUGCCGCAGACGUUUCUCCAAGAGAUCCUGCUCACUUCAGACUUGUGUCCAAAGAACGGACACCCUGGGAUUCUGUAAAGCUGACCUUUGAAGCCACAGGACCAAGCCAUAUGUCAUUCUACGUUCGAACCCACAAAGGGUCAACACUUUCUCAGUGGUCUCUCGGGAAUGGCACCCCAGUGACAAGUAAAGGAGGGGACUACUUUGUAUUUUAUUCCCAUGGACUUCAGGCCUCUGCAUGGCAGUUCUGGAUAGAAGUACAGGUCUUGGAAGAACAGCCUGAAGGAAUGGUUACUGUCGCCAUUGCUGCCCAUUAUCUUUCUGGGGAAGACAAGCGAUCCUCCCAGCUGGAUGCUCUGAGAGACAAGUUCCCAGACUGGACAUUUCCCUCUGCCUGGGUGUGCACCUACGAUCUCUUUGUGUUUUAAUCUUGUGGAUGAGCUCUAAGUACGUGCCCAGUGGGAUACUCCAUGUGACACUGGUUUCUCCCUAUGUUUCAUGGAUGUUUGUAACGUCAGUCAGUGAAUUUUAAUGAGCAUAUGUUCAAAGAGCUUUGUGGGUAACACUCUUCAGGGCCAAGCACUGUAAUGGUUAUGCUGUGGGGUACUGAUUCAUGGCCUUUUUGAAACUUGAAAAUGCCAGUUUUCUGGCGCUUAAGCACAUGUGGGUACUGCCACUACACACGUAUGUCAUUUUAUAUGACCUCAAGGACAAGAGCCAACAAACCACUUUAAUAGUUGUCCCCUUAGGAUCUAGAAGGUAGUCUAAGACCAUUUGUUAAUGAGACAUGACAUUUCCAAUUAAAGCCCAAGACCACUGGUUGCGUCUGUGGAUGGGAGGUAGAGUAUCAUUCACUGGGGUGAUGAUUCCCCCCGGACUCAUUAGAAAACAACUGAAAUAAGGACUCGGGAAGAACCAUGGGCCUUUUGAGGCCCUAGCCUGUGCUGACGGCUGUGCUGCCUCACGCAGCCUCUAGACUGCGCUGCAUCUCUGUAGUGAAGCCCAUGACCUCUGAUGUGGAAACCUUGCUGAGCUGGUGACUCCUGUCCUUCUAGAAAGUGUGCACUGAGAUCCAUCGUUGUGAUCCUCCUGAGGUUGUUUUCAAUGCCUCUUUCCCUCUGAAACAUCUCUGUUCUCCGCGUCACCUUAUCAUUUUGAGAAGAGGAGCAUUUGUCCAGCUCCAUUUCCCUCCGCAUUUUCACAGGCUCUUUUGGUUCAGAAUGGUGGCUUGCGCAAGUACACAACCUUAACUUCCUUCCUCAGAGCACUGAGUUGCCAUAGUGGCUAUUCUUGGCGGGGGGAGAGGCUGGGCAUUUUAUAAAUAUUUAUUCUCUUUGUUUUGUAGGAGUCUUCUGUUAUCCAAGGUUAAUCCUUUAGGGCAUCCUUUUAUUGAUGCACUGGGUCCUUAUUUGUAUCUGUUUUCCAGCCAAUUGAACAGAUUAGUUUCUCAGUAACUUACUGUCUGGAAGAGCUGCCUUUCCUGAGACUUGAGCGUGUGGCUUGUACUGGAAUGAGACCACUAUACCUACAGCUGUUGGUGUUCAGAUCCUGCGCAAUGACAGCCCCAGGUUAAAGGUGCUUUUCAUUUUGAAGAAGAUGGCUGUGUAGCUGGGAGGUUGUACUACAGCAGUGCCUCUCACGGCUUCUUGGCUCCAGCAGUGGAAAGGCUUGGUGAGAUCAGUGAUAAAUUCCACUAGCUUUCUUUUUUCCAUUAACAAAUGUAAAAAGUUGGAGGAAUUUUGAGUUGGGCAAGCAUCAGCCAAGCAAAGCCAUAGUAAAACAAACAAAGUAGCACUUGGAUCCGCCUGAACAGAAGAGCAUUUUAAGUGUGCGUUGCAGGAGGAAAUUCUUUUUGAAGCUGCUUGUGUGAUGUGUACAUUGUGCUUUCUUAAUCAUGCUCCUCACAUUGCCUGCCUAAUCUGUGACUCCUUAAAAACUGACAGGGCCCAUACAGACAGCAGGGCUGCAGCCAUGGACACUGGAGCCAUUGCUUUUCCCAGACUUAGUAGAAACUACAUCUAUUACUAGUCUCAAGUGCUUCAAGCGUCUCCUGCUACAUGUAUCUGUCAGGUGGUACAUAAGGUUUGCAGUGUUUAAAGCUUGAAUAGAAUCACAGUUGUGGAGAAAAAGUUAGAAACAUCUCAAUGAAUUUAAAAAUACAGGCAUAUUUCCUGUGGUGACUCUGAAAUAGAGUAGAAAUUAUUUAUGGGGGGGGAAGCAAAAUCCCAAGUGUUGAGGAAGGACAUUGUAUGAAAACAAAUAGUUUCCUGUGAUUUUUUUCCCUUGGGAAGGACACUCUUACUCUUUUUCAGAAGUAAUUAUGGUUCGCUUUUUGCCUUUGGCUUAUUUUCCUCUGUAAACAGUUUUUUUUGUUUUGGUUUUCUUUGGCAUUAUGAAGCUCUGAUAUUGUGCAAGGUCUGUCACAAGAUGCUUAAUAAUGCCCGAAAUGGUUAAGUAAUUACAACACCUAUGGCUCUGUUAAUAAGCACACUGUUUCAGAUUAAAGAAUGUUAGUUUUCUUUUUUUUUUUUUUUGGAGUAUAUCUAAUCAUUUGAAUAACUCAUUUCUAAAAGGGUCUUUUCAAAUUCUAACAAACAAAUGCAUUAUUUCUUACAGAACUUAAAUGUAAGUAGCACAGUACUGCACAUUCAGGGAGCGCGUAAAGAAUUUUGAUUUUGAAGAAAUCUUUUCUUAAAAUUUACAUUGUGUCAGACCAAAUGGUUGUUAGAUGAAGUAUUUGUUUCCACAGUUUAGCAGAUGUAAAUAAGCAUCAUAGGAUUCCUAAAAUGUUACCACUGAGGGGACCAUAAGCCAGUUUGCUGACUCAGGAAGCUGUAGAAGAAUGAUCAUGUCUGUCCGUUUCUUAUUAGUGGUUUGUUGACUCGUUAAUUGUUGCCUUACUGUUACUGAAAUAAAUUUUUAACAUACUAAGGUAGUAUCGUUAACAGAAACACAGAUCUUUAUUGUGUUCUCCUGUAGCCCCAUAUUUGAAGUUAUUUCAAGUCUAUAGAGCCUUUUAAAGCCUUUUUAAAAAUAAUUGCUGUAGAAGACCUAGAUGGCUUAUGUUAUUUUAAUGGGUGAUGUGAGCAAAGAACUCAACAUGGAAGUGCUAGUUUACUUCACCUGGAAUCCUUUUUGCCAUGGAAUGAAAUUGUGCCGCUCAAUUUCACAUAAAUUAAUGACCUGCUUGGUAAAUGUUAAGCUUCAGCACACUUAGCAGUUUUAAAUCAUCUCCACUGUCAAAGAAAAUCACUGAAGGGCUCAUAAAGAAGGAUGUCUUUAUUGGUGGGUAGGGAUGGGAGGGAGGGAAAAAGAAAUUGUCUUUCAGUCAGAGUGACCUGCUACUCAUUCUGAUCUCCACACAAGGGAAGGGCACCACCACUCCCCAAAAUAGAAUUGUGAGUCCAAGAUCUCUGUGCAAGUUAUUUCAUUUUCCCAGUGAAUUCCCUGGAAACAGUUCAGCACAAGGUAAAGCAGCUGAACAACUUCUAUUCCUAAUACACUUUGCCUUCUUUUAGGGCCAAUAAAGCCAGAAUACGUUUA